AUGGCUCCAGCACCUAUUGACGAGCGCAUAGUCGAUGUAGCGCCGGCCAGAAAGGAUACUCUUGGACUGCCGGAGCCGGCCUUGGCGCGCCUGCAGAAAGCCGGCAUUGAUCUGUCGGAAGGCUAUCCAUAUCGGCCCUCUGCACCGCUUUACCUAGAUGACGUCUACAAGAUUCGUAGCCAGGAAUGGAAACAUGAUGAAGCAGGCGCUCGUGCUGACAAGUCCAAGAGCGCUUUGCUCUCCGCUGCCACCAAGGUUACGGACUUGACAACCCAUAUCGGCACGGAGAUCGAGGGUCUCCAACUCAAAGACUUGACAGAUCAGCAAAAGGAUGAACUGGCCCUUCUCAUUGCGGAGAGAAGUGUUGUUUUCUUCCGGGACCAGGACAUAAGCCCUCAGCAACAAUUGGCAUUGGGCAAAUACUACGGCGAGGUUGAAGUACACCCACAAGUCCCCCAAGUCCCGGGUCAUCUCGGAGUUACCGUGAUCUGGCCCGCCCUUCAAGCCACAGAACGCGUAGCCAACUUCCGCAACCCCGGCGGCGCAUCACGUUGGCAUACCGAUUUGGUGCAUGAGCUGCAGCCGGCAGGCAUCACUCAUCUUCAUAACGACACCGUACCACCGAUCGGUGGCGAUACGCUGUGGGCAUCUGGCUACAGCGCGUAUGAGAAGCUGUCCCCCGAUUUCCGCAAGAUCAUUGAUGGCAAAUAUGCCGUCUAUCGAUCUGCACACCCAUACCUGGACCGGGAGAACCCCGAGGCCGGCCCCAAGUACAUUGAGCGUGUUCACCCUCUUGUGCGUGUCCACCCUGCUACUGGUUGGAAAGCGCUGUGGGUCAACCGUGCCAUGACGGACCGUAUUGUUGGUCUCGACAAAGCUGAGAGUAAUGUGAUACUCAACUACCUGUACGACGUUUACGAGAAGAAUGUGGAUAUACAGGUGCGAUUCAAGUGGACGCCCAGGACAUCUGCGCUUUGGGAUAAUCGCAUCACGAUCCACAAUGCUAGCUGGGACUAUGGCGGUCAUUACCCCCGCCACGGAACAAGGGUUACUACACUUGGAGAGAAGCCAUUUUUCAAGCCCGACGCACCCACCAGACGUCAAGCUUUGGGACUGCUGGAUCACGAUGAGCUUCCAACUGAUGGGCCUGUAAACUAG
Messenger RNA from Pestalotiopsis fici W106-1, 1158 nucleotides. RefSeq lists its product as uncharacterized. The record is from RefSeq and is a predicted model, not a curated record. Lineage: Eukaryota; Fungi; Ascomycota; Sordariomycetes; Amphisphaeriales; Sporocadaceae. Bases 1 to 1158 code for a protein of 385 amino acids. Gene Ontology annotation, cellular component: cytoplasm. Gene Ontology annotation, molecular function: 2-oxoglutarate-dependent dioxygenase activity. The transcript has 4 exons.